AUGAUCAAAUUUAUAUUACUAGUUAAUAAACAAGGGCAAACUCGCCUUAGUCAAUAUUAUGAAUAUUUAACAAUAGAACAACGUACAAUAUUGGAAGGACAACUAAUUAGGAAGUGUCUCUCAAUUGGAGAAAGUCAUUCCCCCUUUAUAGAAUUUGAUAAUUAUAAGAUUAUAUUUAGACGUUAUGCAUCUCUCUAUUUUAUAUUGGGUAUUUAUAACUGCGAAAGUAAUGAAUUAGCAUAUUUGGAACUAAUACACUUUGUUGUUGAAACAUUAGAUAAAUACUUUGAAAAUGUGUGCGAAUUGGAUAUAAUGUUUAAUUUAGACAAGGCUCAUAUUAUUAUUGACGAAAUAAUUAUGAAUGGAUUAAUAGCAGAAACAAACAAAGCUAAUGUAAUGCAAUAUAUGAAUCUAAUUGAGAAAGCAGCCUCUGCACCUAAAGAUAAUAUCACAUCAAUGAAUUUAGAUAUAAGAAAAUAA
Cryptosporidium muris RN66 is the source of this 480-nucleotide messenger RNA. RefSeq names its product clathrin adaptor complex small chain family protein. The transcript has 4 exons. Gene Ontology annotation, biological process: vesicle-mediated transport; protein transport. Bases 1 to 480 code for a protein of 159 amino acids. The record is from RefSeq and is a predicted model, not a curated record. Gene Ontology annotation, cellular component: intracellular membrane-bounded organelle. Lineage: Eukaryota; Apicomplexa; Conoidasida; Eucoccidiorida; Cryptosporidiidae.